AAAAAAACGGCGCCCUCUGUUUUAGCAUUAGCAUUAGCAUUAGCUCGAGCCGCAGUUUGUGGAUUUAUUUGUUUGUUUAUUUGUUUAUUUGUGUUUUUUUGUGGUUUUUCUGUUUUUGUGUUUUUCGUCCAAACCCGCGGCCGGAGCCAUGACCCCCCCGGAGCCGGAGGAGGCGGAGUCUGUCCUGUGACGUCACUGUGAUGUCAUCGUGACGCAGUGACGUCGUAGCGGGAGCGGCGACGCGGUGACGUCAUAGCGUGAAGAUGGAGUCGUGGACGCCGAACCCUCGAGCCAAACCCUUCGUCCCCCGAACGCAGCGCAGCCUCUACCUCAGCUGGAAAUACAGACUGACCAACCGCCGGGCGCUGCGCCGCACCUGCCAGGCCGGGGCCGUCCUGUUUCUCGUCGUCACCGUCAUCGUGAACAUCAAACUCAUUUUAGACACGAGACGAGCGGCCGAAGAAGAACAGGCCCCCGACUACGAGGAGCCUGGAGGUCCUCAGACUCCUCGCAGACCCGUCCACGGGAGACGAGUCCUGGACAUCGAGGUUUACUCCAGUCGGUCCAAAGUUUAUGUGGCGGUGGACGGCACCACGGUUCUGGAGGACGACAUGAGGGAGCAGGGUCGAGGGAUCCACGUCAUCGUCCUCAACCAGGCCUCGGGUCAUGUGAUGGCGAAGAGGAUCUUCGACACGUACUCUCCUCACGAAGACGAGGCCAUGAUCCUGUUUCUGAACAUGGUGACGCGAGGAAGAGUCCUCAUCUUCACCAUCAAGGACGAGGGCACGUUCCACCUGAAGGACUCGGCUCGGUCUCUGCUCAAGUCUCUGGGAUCUGAGGCGUCUCUGGGUCUGAGCUGGAGAGACAUGUGGACCCUGGUGCUACGCAAAGGAGGUCAGGUCUAUGGAGAGAAACACUCCAAGUCUCCGGCUCUGUCCACAUGGGGAGACCCGGUUCUACUGAAGACCGAGGUCCAACUCACAGCCUCAGAAGAGGCUGAGUGUGUUUGGGUCGACACGGAGCUGAACCGCAGGAGGAAGAUCUUCUGCUCUAAAGUCGAGGGCUACGGGAGCAUCUGCAGCUGCAAGGACCCGGCCCCCAUCGAGUUCAACCCCGAACCGCUGCAAAAUAACAAAGUGUUUAACGUCCCUGUCGCCGUGAUCGCAGGAAACAGACCCAACUACUUAUACAGGAUGCUGCGCUCGCUGCUCUCGGCCCACGGAGUCAACCCCCAAAUGAUCACCGUGUUUAUCGACGGAUACUACGAGGAGCCCAUGGACGUGGUGGAGCUGUUUGGUCUGAAGGGGGUGCAGCACACACCAAUCAGCAUCAAGAAUGCUCGAGUGUCACAGCAUUACAAAGCCUCUCUGACGGCCAGUUUCAACCUGCACCCGGGGGCAGACUACACCAUCGUCCUGGAGGAAGACCUGGACGUCUCCAUCGACUUCUUCAGUUUCCUGAGUCAGACGAUCCACCUGCUCGACCAGGACGACUCUCUGUACUGUAUCUCCGCCUGGAACGACCAGGGUUACGAGCACACGGCCGAGGACCCGGCGCUGCUCUACAGGGUGGAGUCGAUGCCUGGACUCGGUUGGGUCCUGAAGAAAAGUCUCUACAAAGAAGAACUGGAGGCAAAAUGGCCGACGCCCGAGAAGCUGUGGGACUGGGACAUGUGGCUGCGGAUGCCGGAGCAGAGACGAGGACGUGAGUGUGUGAUUCCCGACGUCUCCAGGACCUACCACUUUGGAAUCAUCGGACUCAACAUGAACGGAUACUUCCACGAGGUUUAUUUUAAGAAACAUAAGUUGAACACUGUUCCUCUGGUGGAUCUGAGAGACGUGGACCUGCUGAAGAAAGACGAGUACGAGACUGAAGUCCAGAGACUGCUCCGAGAGGCGGAGGUGUUGAAUCACUCGUUGGAUCCGUGUGAUGAUUCGUUUGUUCCCGACACCGAAGGAAAAACGUUCGUGAUGUUCAUCAGGAUGGAGACGGAGACGGACACAGAGACCUGGACCGAGCUCGCCAAGUGUCUUCACGUGUGGGACCUGGACGUUCGUGGGAACCAUCGUGGGCUCUGGAGACUCUUCAGAAAGAAGAACCACAUCCUGGUGGUGGCCACGCCCCUCUCCCCCUACAGUUGGAGGAAACCGUCGUCUGUGACGCCGAUUCACCUGGAGCCUCCACCAAAAGAAGAACCAGCCGCCGUGGAGCAGCUGUAAACCCUGCAGCUGUUCGGACUCUGACCCACAGCUGCAGCUGUUCAGACUCUGACCCUGCAGCUGUUCAGACUCGUCGCUGCUCCUGUGGCUCUUGUAUGAAAAGACUAAUCUGCUUUUUAACACUCGAAACACCACAGACCCUGCAGCUGUUCAGACCCUGCAGCUGUUCUCAUUGGUCCUGUGUCUCUGGAGUCACUUUUCUUUUAAAAAACGUCUCAACAUUUCAGUAUCGACACUAAAACACCAAAGAGAAAUUCAUUUUUGUCUCUGGACAAAAGUUUUUAAUCGAUUUGAUUUUUGUGUGAAGCUUCAUCAGGACCUGAACGAUUCUGCUGAUCUGCCUCAGGUCACACGUCAACACACUCGACACACACUCGACACACACUCGACACACACUCGACACACACUCGACACACGUGUGUGUGUCUGUGUGUGUCAGAGGAGUGUCAGUGCUGUGAGCGCCCCCUUCAGGCAGAUUUAAGGCGGCGUCCAGCAGCUGAAGAACUGAAGACGGAUCUGGGACGAGCUGAGAAACAGAUUCAAUCAAAAACUUUUGUCCAGAGACAGAAUUAAAUUUCUCUGGAUCCUGAACGACUGAAGGAUUCACGAAUAUCAACACUAAAGCAGAACUCACCGGUCCAGACCCGGCCCUGACCCGGUUUACGAAAAAAUCCCUGACUUCUGUGUUCAAACAUUUUUAGAUUCUAAAACUCAAAUCAGAGUUUAUUUAUUUGUUUAUAUGUUUGUUUUUUUUUUGUAAAAUGUAAAAAUGGCUCCGAUCAUUUUUCAGACUGAAUUUAGUUUUUGUUGCUUUUUGUUUGAGAAACUGUAAAAGACUCUGAGGCCUUACAGGUGUCCAGAUCAGACCUGCUGCUGUUCGUCCCACUGCUCCCGUUCAAAACAGACCCACCCACUAUAGACCGAGUCUAGACCUGGUCUAGACCCGGUCCCGGUGAAGUUUGAGUUUUACACUGAUGGAGAGAGUUUGUUGUUUGAAGAAUUUUUAUGUAGUUUUUAAUUUUGUGAAAAUAAAACUUUUUUAUACUCAG
This is a messenger RNA of Boleophthalmus pectinirostris (great blue-spotted mudskipper), 3268 nucleotides long. It is a transcript of the gene pomgnt1, whose product is annotated as protein O-linked mannose N-acetylglucosaminyltransferase 1 (beta 1,2-). Gene Ontology annotation, biological process: protein O-linked glycosylation via N-acetylgalactosamine. Bases 264 to 2219 code for a protein of 651 amino acids. The record is from RefSeq and is a predicted model, not a curated record. Gene Ontology annotation, molecular function: beta-1,3-galactosyl-O-glycosyl-glycoprotein beta-1,3-N-acetylglucosaminyltransferase activity. Lineage: Eukaryota; Metazoa; Chordata; Actinopteri; Gobiiformes; Gobiidae. The transcript has 21 exons. Gene Ontology annotation, cellular component: Golgi membrane.